AUGGAUUCCCUCCAGCAUGGACUGGGCCACGCCACCGGCCUCAAACCCGAUGUCAACACCAAGGACGCCGGGGGUUCCGGCGGCAAAGACUUCUACCUCACCAACGGCAAGCACGUGGUGACCAAAGUCAAGGUAUGGACCGACACGGGAAGCGGUGAUUGGAAAGACAGGGACCUCGUCAAGGACAUUGAAGUCACCUUUGACGACGGCAUGACGGCCCACGUCACAGGCAAUCAGACGGGCAACUCAUCAGACCUGGAAUUUGGCGAAAAGGAGAAAGUGGCGAGCAUGGUCUUUCGGACCGGCGCCCGCGUCGACAAGGUCUAUUUCAAGACAGACCUAGACAAUGAGUUGUCCCAGGGCACGGAGAAUGGGUCUCCCCACGACCAGAAUGUGGGCAACGGCGUUCUUCUCGGGUUCCAUGGCAGAUGGGAUGAAACCAACAAGGAACUCAUUGCUCUAGGGUCCAGGUUCCAAGACAAGAACAAGAAAUAA
Messenger RNA from Ustilaginoidea virens, 495 nucleotides. RefSeq lists its product as uncharacterized. Lineage: Eukaryota; Fungi; Ascomycota; Sordariomycetes; Hypocreales; Clavicipitaceae. The coding region runs from base 1 to 495 and encodes 164 amino acids. The transcript has a single exon. The record is from RefSeq and is a predicted model, not a curated record.